CCUAACCAACUCGCCGUGCGCCCGUGCCUUGCAAUCCAUCCCUGCCCAACUAAUUGUCUCGUUCCUUCCUCUCCCCCCUCCGCUGGCGGCGGCGAGGCGAGGCGGCUGACCACCGAUCGGGCCCUCUCCGGCGACCGCCGCACCCCGGCUUCAGGAGCAAUGGCUCUAUCUUCGCCGAUACGGAUUUCUCUCAUUGUUUCCUUCUUCGGGAUUCUGGCGUUCGUGCUUGGUGUUAUCGCGGAAAACAAAAAGCCCGCUGCUGGGACUCCUAUCCCAGGAAAGGAUGUCGUCAUCUGCAAGUUUCCAAGUGAUCCGACUCUUGCAAUGGGAAGCCUGUCCCUUGUGGCGCUUGUGGUAGCUGCCAUUGUAGGGCAUGUUGCUAUCUUUUUUCCGUACUCGGGCAAGUCGGUUCCUCAUGGAGCACUCUUUCAAAGCACCAGCUUGACUGUGUUCUUCAUUGUUGCUGAGCUUGUCUCAGCCCUGGCUAUUGCAAUGUUGCUCUGGGCAACUGUGACCGAGGGCCUUCACCGCAGCAAUACCAUCCAUCACGACAUGAAUUACCAGUGCCCUACUGCAAAGACCGGACUGUUUGGUGGUGCCGCUUUCCUUGCCCUAGACGCUGCUCUCUUCUGGCUUGUUUGCCAGAUGCUGGCCCUCAAUGCAAGGGCUGACUACCUGGAUGAGGAUGACAACAAGGGCGAAUAUGGCCAGGUUUACGCUGCUGAAGUUGAUGCCUCGAAGGUCUGAGCCCAUGUGGUCAUCGCUCAUCAGGGUUUUAUGAUUAGCGCCACUUAACUAUAGUACGCCAUCAACAAAGUCGCUUUUAGCUCCCUUAAAUCUGUAUAUAGUGUUAUGCUGGUUGCAAAGUCAUAAGUAAGGCUGUUACUUAUUCUACAUUUUCAGAUUUCAGUGUGAACAAUAAACUGCAUUCUCAAUGCAAUUGGUUUGCUACUUCCCUAAGUGAAUCUAACCUUGUGCUA
Molecule: messenger RNA, 980 nt
Organism: Panicum hallii
Lineage: Eukaryota; Viridiplantae; Streptophyta; Magnoliopsida; Poales; Poaceae
Exons: 4
Coding region: 160-747 (195 amino acids)
Source: RefSeq, a predicted model, not a curated record